AGCAGAAGAUGAAAAAAUUUACGAAAUUAGAAGGACUCAAACGAAAAAUGUUUUUUUUAACUUCCGGUAACCGGAGCUAGUCCAUGGCCAUACCCAUUACCAACUAAAAGCUUCGAUCCUUGCUGAUUCCGCAAGCAAAAAAAAUCUCAAAGUUUAACAGAAGUGGAAUUCAUGAUUGAUCCAGCUGAGUAGCUACAAGAUGGAUAAUCGAAACGUUGUCGUUUGCGACAACGGCACUGGGAUGCAAACUUUGAAUUCAAUUUCUGGUUAUGAAGAUCAUCAUCCUAACGACUCAAGCAUGAUGCUAUUCCUUUCCUAGUGGAGCCUGCUAUUCAGUUUUAUGAAUAUGUCAAGUGUGGCUUUGCGGGUGAGAAUUUUCCCACAUCUGUAUUCCCUUGUGUUGUGGGGAGGCCAAUGCUAAGAUAUGAAGAGUCCCUUAUGGAACAAGACCUGAAGGAUAUUAUUGUGGGAGAUGAAUGCUUGAAGUUGCGCCAUCAGUUGGAUUUAUCUUAUCCCGUCAACAAUGGAAUUGUACAAAACUGGGAUGAUAUGGGGAAUGUGUGGGACCAUGCAUUUUUCAACGAACUGAAGAUAGAUCCAACAGAAUGCAAAAUUCUGCUUACAGAUCCACCUCUCAAUCCAUCCAAAAAUCGUGAAACGAUGGUAGAAACCAUGUUCGAGAAGUACAACUUUGCUGGUGUCUUCAUCCAAAUUCAAGCCGUUCUAACAUUGUAUGCUCAAGGUUUGUUGACUGGGCUUGUCAUCGACUCAGGUGAUGGAGUAACACAUGUUGUUCCCGUUGUAGAUGGAUACUCAUUUCCUCACCUCACGAAAAGAAUGAAUGUCGCUGGACGGCAUAUAACGUCUUAUAUGGUUGAUCUGCUACUUCGGAGAGGGUAUGCAAUGAAUAGAAGUGCCGAUUUUGAGACUGUCAGGGAUAUUAAAGAAAAGCUCUGCUACAUUAGUUAUGAUUACAAGAGAGAGUAUCAGUUGGGGCUUGAAACGACAAUUCUUGUUAAGAAUUAUACUCUUCCAGAUGGGAGGGUACUUAAAGUUGGCACAGAGAGGUUCCAGGCACCUGAGGCUCUUUUUACUCCAGAUCUUAUUGAUGUUGAAGGUGAUGGCAUGGCUGACAUGGUAUUUCGCUGCAUCCAGGAGAUGGAUAUUGACAACAGGAUGAUGCUCUACCAGCAUAUUGUUUUGAGUGGUGGAAGUACCAUGUAUCCUGGCUUACCUAGUCGCCUUGAGAAAGAAAUUUUGGACCGCUAUCUUGAUGUUGUUCUGAAGGGGAACAAAGAUGGUUUGAAGAAAUUGCGCUUACGAAUAGAAGAUCCACCCAGAAGAAAGCAUAUGGUGUAUCUCGGUGGUGCAGUUCUGGCCGGAAUUAUGAAGGAUGCCCCUGAGUUUUGGAUCAAUAGACAAGAUUAUUUAGAAGAGGGAGUUGCAUGCCUAAGCAAGUGUGGUCAGGCAUGAUUUUUACAUGUCCAUGAAUUGUUUAAGCUCUGGCUAUCUUUUCAAAGAAAAGCUUGGAAAUGUACAGAUCAAGACGUGCUGGAAAUGACUCUUUACCAUUCAAAAAGAAGUUCUUGUACUGUAUUUUGCCAAAAAAUUCUCAAAGAGACAGGACGUGUCAUACUUGAAUGUUUUUACUGCAUCUGCUUUCCAUGAAUUGUUUAAGGCUUGAUUUUGAACUUGUACAGUCCGUAUUGAAGUAAAACAUUGCUAAUUGGAACUGCUUUCCGUUCCUACUCUUCUGUGAAGUAUUUAAAUGUGUGCUGAAACAUAAGCAGCUUAUUCCGUAA
Solanum pennellii is the source of this 1802-nucleotide messenger RNA. RefSeq names its product actin-related protein 2. The coding region runs from base 415 to 1473 and encodes 352 amino acids. Gene Ontology annotation, cellular component: actin cortical patch; Arp2/3 protein complex. The record is from RefSeq and is a predicted model, not a curated record. Gene Ontology annotation, molecular function: actin filament binding. The transcript has 16 exons. Lineage: Eukaryota; Viridiplantae; Streptophyta; Magnoliopsida; Solanales; Solanaceae. Gene Ontology annotation, biological process: Arp2/3 complex-mediated actin nucleation.